This is a messenger RNA of Amphibalanus amphitrite, 1704 nucleotides long. RefSeq lists its product as uncharacterized. The transcript has 6 exons. Bases 326 to 1288 code for a protein of 320 amino acids. The record is from RefSeq and is a predicted model, not a curated record. NCBI's taxonomy places the organism in Eukaryota, Metazoa, Arthropoda, Thecostraca, Balanomorpha, Balanidae.
UGAAGGAUGUUCCUUAUACCCCGGUGAAGGCCGCUGAAGUACGGCGCCCGCCGCGCUCCGGUCUGGUGGUCGCCGCGGUACGCUCUCUGCGCUCUCCGGUCGGGCUCAGUGAGCACAGACCGCCGCCGGCGGACACGGACGCGGUGUCAGAGACCGUACGAGCGGUGCCUCGCAAACGCUGCAAGAGAGGACCGGUCGCCUGGCCGCGGCGUGGAGGGUGCGGGGGCCGCGUGUGUGCGUCAACUCAAACACGGAGCAGACAGCGGUUCGGUGACCGCGCUGUGAAUUGUUUUUUAUUAUCCAGUGUACUGCGCGGUCUUUCAAGAUGUCCAACGAUGAGUUUGGAAUAUACAACUUCAACUUCAAGAAGAACAUGACGGCGGCUGUGGAGCGCUGCUCCGAGCACCACAAGAACGCCACGCUGCCGUACUACCAGUGUCUGUGCUCGGGACUGACCAGCGACUCGUUCGCCUACACACGGUACAAGUACUAUUUCUGCAAGCGAGCCGCGGACCUGGAGAAAGAGGAGUCCGCACAACACAUGAAGGAGGCUGGUGAAACGGUUGGCAUAAUUCUUGGUGUUUGUGUUCUCCUUUUCCUGCUAAUUUUCAUCUACAGAAAAUUUAAAGUGCAGAUCAGUCGAUGCUUAAAUUCAAUGUUCUCCAGCAUUGGCAUGCGUCAACACUAUGAGGCCUGCACCAGAAUGUUUUGUGUCUGCUGCCAGAAACAUCCCAAAUCACGACUGGACGAGCUGCCGCCCAAUCAGAACCUCUCGGGCCGCCCGGCGGGCCGGUGCGGCAACUUCUGCUACAGCAAUACGUUCCUCGGCUUCAUGGAAUUCAUCUGCGACUGCGAUUGCUUUCGCACGAGGCGUGCACCCAAGUACAUGAUGCCGAUUUUCGGGAAAGCCAAGCCGCGGUCGCCGAGCGAAGGGACCGAUGACGGCGGCGAGGACGGCUCCGGCGACCGGCUGCACGAGCCGAUCGAGAUGCAGCCGCCGCGCAGGAUGCGCUCGGUGCGCAAGGCGCCGCCGCCGCCUCCAGUCGCCGCUAGCGCGCCCUCUCUGCCGGACACACCCGGCUUCGACCCGGAACAGAGGGGCACGGGCACGGGCAAACGGCGCGCCCCGGUGCCCCCGGCGGUGCGCCAGCCGUACAGCGCGCCGCCGCCCCAGUACGAGCAGCUGCAGUUCGCGCAGCCGGCGCCGGCCGGCAGCUCGCACCAGUUCACCGCCGAGCUGAACCAGGCGAUGGCCGGCCGCCGCUGGCCGUCAGAGAGCGACAUCUGAACGGGCUCCGGCGCGGCCGCACGCGCAGCUAGGUCGGCUUUAGCACGCCCGACACGAAUCUCUAGUGGGGCAGACGGUGGCUGUUAAGGCCACUACUCUGAAGAAAGGAGCUUUUCUCUUCGUUUUAUAUUCAUCAACAAUAGGCGUGCCUAUAUGAUAUAGGAGUUGACUGCGAACUGUGACUGAUUUAUUUACUCUGUGACUGACAGUGAUCUGAUUUUUACAAGCGGCCUGCUCAUCAGACGCCGGGCACACGGCUAUAUUUUGAACGGCUGCUCAACGGGCGCUGUGAUCGAUGUCGAAAUCGGCUCGAUAUUUGCAGAUGUGCGGGGUCCGGUGUGGCAGCAAGACUGCCGUGGCAGUUUUGUCUUAUUGUGGAGAGGAGACUGGUUAAUAAAAAAUGUGAAUGAGUGAAA